AAUGUACUUUACAAUUACUUCUCCCCCAAGGACGGUAACUGCGACUAGAUUCACAAGAUGAGUAAAUCGGAGUCUCCAGUUCCAGGGAAUAACAGAAAAGCUAUAGCAUUACAACGGUGGAGAAUCUUGCGACAGGCAUUGAAAGGCAGCAGUUCAUCAGAGACAUGUACAAGUGAUGUCUCGGUUCGACGAUUUGCUGGUUAUGGAUUAUUGAAGACAGAGAAGUUGUCUAUAACACCUGAGGGUAGUGUGUGGUAUAAAUACUCAGCCCCAAACCAUCCGGGAUUUAGCAUGUCAGUCAGGCAUUUGCCAGGCACUAUUGAUGCUAGUACACUGCUGGGCUUUAACAACACAGGCAAUGUUUGUGUGUGGCCAGCAGAAGAAGUGAUGACUGAUUACUGCAUGAAAAACUCUGAACAAUUCAGGGACUGCUCAGUUUGUGAGCUAGGAGGGGGUAUGACCUGCUUGGCUGGAUUAGCUUUGGCCAUUGUUUCCAAGGCAACUAGUAUACUGCUAAGUGAUGGAAAUGAAGAAUCUGUUCAAAAUCUUAAUGUCAUCCUUGACUAUGAAGAGAACCAGUCAAAGUUUGGCAACACAGAUGUCUCAUCAAGACUUAUUCGCUGGGGAAGUGACACAAAACAUGAAGACUUAGAGGUUAAAUUUGAUUUUGUUUUAUGUGCUGACUGCCUGUUCUUUGAUGAAGGCAGGGAUGAUCUUGCAGAUUUAAUCUCAGACAUACUGAAACCUGGUGGUACAGCCAUUUUAUUUGCCCCUCGUCGAGGCUCUACUUUCCAGGCUUUCAGAGACAUAGCCCAGAAACAGUUCCAAAUAGACGUCAAAGAAAUGUACAGCUUGGAGGUCUGGGAUCUCCAUUGUAAGAUGAAGUCCACUGACAGUGGUUUAUAUGAUGAGAAUAUCCAUUUUCCACUCUUGAUGACUUUAAAAAAGCCAAGCUGACACAUCCCUCUAUUGAAACUGAAUUUCCUGUCUGUGAUAAUUCAAGAUACUCACUUCAAACAGAAUUCCAGAAGAAUCAAGAAGUAAGCCAGGAGGCCAUUAAUCUGUCAAUGUAGUUAUAUCACUACAUUUGAUAAUUUUUAUAUAAAAUUAAGUAACGAA
This is a messenger RNA of Saccostrea echinata, 1119 nucleotides long. Its product is annotated as calmodulin-lysine N-methyltransferase-like. The transcript has 11 exons. Gene Ontology annotation, molecular function: calmodulin-lysine N-methyltransferase activity. The record is from RefSeq and is a predicted model, not a curated record. Lineage: Eukaryota; Metazoa; Mollusca; Bivalvia; Ostreida; Ostreidae. Gene Ontology annotation, cellular component: cytoplasm. Bases 58 to 957 code for a protein of 299 amino acids.